AUGAGUCUUAGAAAUAAGCCAUGCGUGAGGUUUGAUCUAACUCCAACGUACAUCCCACGACCCGACCCAACCACAUACCGUUACAACAUCUCGAUUGAAGAAAACUUUCCGGGACUUGACUUCAAACAGUCUGUCAAACGGAUCAAGCAGCUACUACAUAACCCAAGUGUUAACUUUGUUAUAACUCGGUGCAUCGAAUCAAUAGAGAAGUCUGUAGGAGAAGACGAAAUGGCAAUGCGCCGAUUGUCACAAGCAAACACUGCAGCAUCGAGCGCUCUGAUUAAUGAAUCAGAGAGGACAGCCAGGAGCAGAUAUUUGAGCGCGAUAACCCUUGAGACUAAAGAGUGGUACAGAGCGAGGAUAGAGGAGAUGGCCGAUAAAAGGAUCAGAAAAUGUCGCUUGGCGCCAAUGGUAAGAGUCAAAGAGAUCGAGAGGAUCGUGCGCGAAGACGACUACGACGAAUACGAAGAGUAUGAAAAUGAGGAUGGGACUGGAUUCGUGUUAAAGAAGCGGUCGCUUUCAGAUAACGAAGAAACUUUGGAAGAAUAUGAAGAGCGCGUCAAAACCAAGAGUAGCCACACCGUUAUGCGUCGAAAAAGGAGAUUGCCGAAGCUAUGA
Messenger RNA from Verruconis gallopava, 618 nucleotides. RefSeq lists its product as uncharacterized. The record is from RefSeq and is a predicted model, not a curated record. The coding region runs from base 1 to 618 and encodes 205 amino acids. The transcript has a single exon. NCBI's taxonomy places the organism in Eukaryota, Fungi, Ascomycota, Dothideomycetes, Venturiales, Sympoventuriaceae.